Ostrinia furnacalis (Asian corn borer) is the source of this 1733-nucleotide messenger RNA. RefSeq names its product glycine-rich cell wall structural protein. Lineage: Eukaryota; Metazoa; Arthropoda; Insecta; Lepidoptera; Crambidae. The record is from RefSeq and is a predicted model, not a curated record. Bases 63 to 1580 code for a protein of 505 amino acids. The transcript has 3 exons.
UGAAACUUUCAGAUCAUCGGCAGUUGGCGUAGAGGAGGAGGAGUACUAUCCCCCCACGCAUCAUGGCUUCCUACUUGGCCCUGAGCUGCUUUCUACUGGCUAGCGUUGGCGUCUGCUUCGCGACUUUUGGAGGACAUGAACAUGUUCACAUCCGAGUGCAUAUACCUGAGGAAUCUCACUCGUCUAAAGAAGUGAUAGUCCACGAACACCACGAUGACCACGGCCAUGGCGGAGGGGGUGGUUUUGGCGGAGGUCACGGUGGAGGUUUCGGCGGCGGCGGCGGCUACGGCGGCGGUCACGGAGGUGGCCACGGAGGCGGCCACGGAGGCGGCCACGGAGGCGGUGGUGGCUUCGCUGAACACUUGCACGGAGGAUUCGCUGACCACCUGAAAGGCCACGGAGGAUUCGGUGGAGGCCACGGAGGAGGCCACGGAGGAGGUCACGGUGGAGGCCAUGGUGGCGGCUACGGAGGCGACGACCACGGACACAGUAUAUCCAUAGGAGGUGGAUUCGGAGGCGGCCACGGCGGUGAUCAUGGACAUGGAAUCUCGAUUGGUGGUGGAUUUGGCGGAGGCCACGGUGGUCAUGAUUUCGGUGGUGGCCAUGGAGGAUCAGGAGGACAUGACUUUGGAGGAGGUCACGGUGGUCAUGACUUCGGAGGAGAUCAUGGUGGUCAUGACUUCGGAGGUGGUUAUGGAGGUGGACUAGAUUUGGGAGGUCACGGAGGAUAUGACUUAGGUGGUGGUCAUGACAUCGGUGGAGGCCACGGAGGCGGACACGGCGGCGGUUUUGGUGGUGGAUUUGGAGGAGGCCACGAUCACGGCGGCGGUCACGGCGGCGGCCACGGCGGCGGCCACGGCGGCGGCCACGGCGGUGGACAUGACCACGGACACGAUAUUGGAGGUGGAAUCGGAGGCGGAUUCGGAGGUGGUUUCGGAGGCGGCCACGAUGACCACCAUGGCGGCGGUGGAUUUUCUGGUGGAUUUGGAGGUGGACAUGGAUUCUCAUCGGGUGGACACGAUAGCUACAGUGUAGGCGGAGGCGGACAUGACAUCCACAGCUCAGGUGGUUUCGGCGGCGGACAUGACAGCCACGGCUCAGGAGGUUUCGGUGGUGGACAUGACAGCUACAGCAUCGGUGGCCACGGAGGUGGUGGCGGCGGCCACGAUAGCCACGGAUUAGGAGGAUUCGGCGGGGGUGGUCAUGACAGUUACAGUGUCGGUGGUCAUGGAGGAGGCGGUGGUCACGACAGUUACUCUGCUAGUCUCGACUCAUUCGGUGGUGGACAUGGUCAUGGCGGUGACAGUUAUAGAUUAGGCGGUCACGGAAGCUCGGGAGGUCAUGGAGGUGGUUUCGGAGGCGGCCAUGGUGACAGCUACAGCGUAGGCUUUGGAGGUGGUGGCGGCCACGGAGGUCACGGCGGGUUCAGCCUGGCGGACCUCGGCGGCGGCGGGCACGGCGGACACGGAGGCGGACACGGAGGCGGCCACGGUGGCGGCCACGGAGGCGGUUUCGGUGGCGACAGUUACACGAACGCGUUAGGUUCUGGCCAUGGAGGAGGACCGUACCAUAAAAAAUGAACGUCAUAGCGACAGAAUGAAGGGAGCCAACUAAGUCAUAGCCUUCUGUUUAUAAUACGGGCAUAAAAGCUCGUUUUACGUACAAAGAGUGAGGGUACAAUUGUUGUAAAUAGAAUAUAGGAUAAGUUAUUGUUAUUUCGUUAUAGUAAACAU